Fonsecaea multimorphosa CBS 102226 is the source of this 4407-nucleotide messenger RNA. RefSeq lists its product as uncharacterized. Gene Ontology annotation, biological process: DNA damage checkpoint signaling; regulation of translational initiation by eIF2 alpha phosphorylation. Gene Ontology annotation, molecular function: eukaryotic translation initiation factor 2alpha kinase activity; protein binding; ATP binding. Lineage: Eukaryota; Fungi; Ascomycota; Eurotiomycetes; Chaetothyriales; Herpotrichiellaceae. The transcript is spliced from 2 exons. The coding region runs from base 1 to 4407 and encodes 1468 amino acids. The record is from RefSeq and is a predicted model, not a curated record.
AUGCCGGCGAAAAAGAAAGGGAAAGCUCCCCAGGUGCCUGUGCCCGCGCCUCAACCACAGACACCCACGACGCCGCCUCCACUUGAACAAUCUCAGCGCAACUUCGAAGAAGAACUCGACGGCUAUCCAGAAGUCCAGUGUAACGAGUUCCUUGCUACAAAAGCAAUCUAUCCUGACGAGUUUCAGCGCAUCCGGGGCAGGAAAGAUGCGUGGAAGACUCAAGAGAACUUAGCUUUUCAAGUUCGGGUCUCACCUCUCGAAAGUCGCGAUUAUUUCGUCAAACUCAUCUUCGAGUUUCCACGCGACUAUCCGAAGGUGCUCCCAAAGAUCAAUAUUGUCGAGAUUGGGCCCAAAGACCCUGACCUCAAAAAGCAAAUCGAGCACAUUGUUGCUACCAACCUGAAACAGAACCAAGGAAGCGAGAUAGUCUACGUGGUCAACACUGCCAUCAUGGACUUCCUUGACCAGACCGUCUCAGACAAGGCUGCCAAGAAAACGGAGCUCAGCCUCGAAGAAGAACGUGCCGCCAAAGAAGCUUUAGCUAAGAAGCAUCUCCAGGAGAAAGAAGAAAGCGCGCGCAGACAACAGGCAGAAGAAGCAGAGGAGAAAGAAAAGUUACUGUAUUCGCAGGUCGAAAGUGAGAAACAACGUCGCCAGAAAUCCAAUCUUUCUCGCACAGCCACUGGGGAAGAUGGGGCGGUGCUCUACGACGCACCCGAAGAACAGACCCGUUUUGACCAGACCAUGACCUGCAAAGACACAGUCACAAACACACCGUUCAAAUUCAAGGCAGUUUCAGGCAGGGUCGUCAUCCUCAGAAGGAAAGACAAGAAAAUCACUAUCGUUUCCCCUCGAGUGGAUACUGAACGUGUUCAAGCUCCGCAGCUCCUCCUCAAGGAUAUCUACAUCGCCGAGACUGCAAAUACAACGGCUCAGAUGCAGAAAUGUAUGGAGAUCGUUGAAGAGGACCUGGAGUUCUCAAAGGAACAUCAUCACGAGAAUGUCGUCGACCUGAUCAACUACAAGAUUGAGCACAUUACCCUUGAGGAUGGCACAGGCCAGUGGACCCUAGCUAUUCUCUCUGAAUUUGCUGAUAAAGGCUCUCUCGAUGAUCUUCUCGAGCUUUCGGGACCGCUCACUCCAGCCAAAGUCCGCACUUGGACUCGAGAACUCGUCGAUGCUCUGGUCUUCUUCGAUAAACAUGGCUAUGUCCAUCCUGCGGUGCAUGCUGGAAAUGUCAUGCUUUUCAUGUCGCCAAAGAGAGGGGUUACAGUCAAGUUGUCCGACGGUUACGGAACAAAACUUCGAGAUCUUGUUGAUUCCGUCCGAGACAAGUCUGGUACAAAGACAGAUGAGCUGCCUCUUUGGAUCGCUCCCGAACUCAACAACGAAAUGCCGGCACGAACAAACAAGACCUGCAUAUGGGAUCUCGGCGUGAUCGUGAUGCAGAUGGCUUUAGGCAAAGGAGUCAAAUCCAAAUACACAUCUCCUGCAGAUGUGCUCGAAGAUGUCGAUUUCGAAUCUAGUGCUCAAGGACUUCUGCAAGAAAUGUUUCGUUCCAAUCCGAACCGUCGCCCUUCAGCGUUUCAUCUCUCAAGCAAAAAGAUCUUCUUCGAGGAGAAUGACAAUCUCUUCCGGACACAGUCCCGAACUCUUCUCAACACUCCAGGACGCGUGAGACGUUACAGUGACAGACCUGGGAAUUCCAGGUAUCGAAAUGAAUGGGAGGAGUCUGCUGUACUUGGACAAGGUGGCUACGGCAAAGUCGUGCGUGCCAGAAACAAACUGGACGGCCAGUUUUAUGCUGUCAAGGAGAUCAAGAGCGAGUCGAUAAAGGAACUAGAAAACAUUUUACGAGAGGUCGCCCUGCUUGCGAAGCUCAACCAUCCGAAUAUCGUCAGGUACUACAACGCCUGGUACGAGAGCGCACACGAACAAGUAGAAGAACCACCUCAGCGAGCAGUCCCUUCCAGAUCUAUUCCUCAAACGGCGCCACUAAGUCUGGGUCAUGAUUUUAUGGAACCAUCUGUCUAUCGAAAUCAGGGUGCGGAAUAUAGCGACUCUGACGAUGGUGGGCUGUUUGCUUAUCAAGAUCCACCUUCUAUUGACGCAGACGACGGCUUUGAUGACGACCCAUUUGAAAGUGAUCCAGAACCAGAGAGAGAGGAGGAGAAGCAAGGAAUAACCGAUCCUUUCGAGCGUUCAGACGCGCCAGAGCCUGGAUCCCCACAAGGUGUAAAAUUGUUCGAAAGCCAGGACUCACCACAAGUGCCUUCAAGUCCUGCUCGGUCACGCUCGCUGAUACACGAUGAACCAUCCGUACUGUAUAUCCAGAUGGAACUAUGCGACGGCCGCACAUUGCGCGAUCGAAUCAACGGAGGUCUGCCAAAAGAUGUCGAUGCUGGCUGGCGAUUGUUUCGGCGCAUACUCGAGGGAUUAGCCUACAUACACAGCCACGGUGUUGUGCACAGAGAUCUUAAACCCGAGAAUAUCUUUCUCGACUCACACGAUACUCCCAAGAUUGGCGACUUUGGACUUGCCGGCUACGGACAAGCAACCUCUAAGGCAGACCUCUCCAGGUCAAGGCCAGCUAUGGUCACUGUAUCGUACCACAUUGGGACUGCAGGCUACAUGCCUCCUGAGCUUGAACGGACGGGAAGCAGCUAUGAUUCACGCGCGGACAUGUACUCCCUCGGAGUCACGUUCUUCGAAAUGUGUUUCUCAUUCAGCACCAAGAGCGAAAGAAGUAUCUACUUGCAAGGCAGGCUCAAAGAAAACCCACCACGCUUACCCCAGCUCUUCAAGGAAGAAAGCCACCAGAAACAAGGUGACAUUAUUGCGCGGCUGAUCGACCAUGAUCAAACUCAGAGACCAACUGCUUCGAUGCUACUUGACAGCGGCGUGAUCCCCGAGCCACUGGAAGAUGAAAAGUUUCAACGCUACAUUGACAGGAUGGCGGCAGAAAAUCCUGGUGAAUACCAAGCGCUGAUCACGAAGCUAUUCGCAAACCCAAACAGCCCCGUUGCAAGUCUUGCCUGGGAGGACAAGUCGACAAUCAGCACAGCCUCUGUCGACUCGAUGCUUUGGAUAUCUACUUGCGAUCAGCUGAAAUCCAUCUUUCGACGACAUGGCGCAGUGGAAGUCGGUCGGCAAAGUAUCUUCCCAAAAGCCGAGUUCUACCCACAUGCCGCCACUUUUCUCGAUUCUUCAGGCUUGGUCGUCCAGCUACCAUAUGAUCUUACUCUCCCUUUCGCUCGCACGCUUGGACAAAGUCCUCCUAAUUACAGCAAGACCUACUGCUUUGGUACCGUGUAUCGAGCUGCUGCACCAGGUUCACAGCCAAGACAAUUCCCUGAAGUUGACUUCGACCUCAUAUCUAACAGUGCAAAAGACUUGCCUUUGAAAGAAGCCGAGGUGAUGAAGGUGCUUGACGAGGUUCUUACCGAGUUCCCUGCUCUGGCCGCACGCUGCUGGACAAUCUACCUUAAUCAUGCUGAUCUGCUCGACCUCAUCCUCGACUUCUGUCGAAUCAAACCAGUUGAGGCACACGAUGUCAAACGGGCUCUAUCACACCUCAACACUCAGGGACAUGGAUGGACACAAAUUCGUGAGGAACUUCGCAGCCCUGCCAUCAACAUCGCCGAGACGUCUGUGAGCGACCUCAAGCGAUUCAAUUUCGACGGCGACUUGGAAAAAGUCCGCACGAAGCUGUCCAAGCUUUUCGGGGACUCGGACCAUUUCAGCAAGGCGUUGCCCCUUUUGGGCCGCCUGGAUGAGGUGACGAAGUACCUCCAGCGCAUGAAUGUCCGAACCCAGAUCCUCAUCGCGCCACUCAGCAACAACUCGGAGUAUCUUUACCGGCGGUCGCUGCUCUUCCAGUGCGCAGACAGCGCUUCUCGGAAAGUCCUGGCGGUCGGUGGGCGGUACGACGCCCUGGUCCAAGAGUAUCAGACCAAGUCUGAUAAGGGGAAUACCCGUGCGGCGGGGUUCCGCCUCAACAUACUGGACCUAAUCGGCUACGUUCGGGGCCAGAUCUCCGCCCAGGCAAGCAAGUCGUCCAAGACGACAGCGAGCGCCGCGGCGGAGUCGAAGGCUGUGGCUAGGAGAUGUGAUAUCCUGGUCACGAGCUUCGACUCCAAUGCGUUGAAGAAUUCGUGCCUGGAAGUCUUGUCGUCUCUGUGGGCCGCCGGGCUCAGUGCCGAGCUCUCCGAGGAGUUCCACUCCUUGGAGGAGCUGGAGAUGGGCUACGGCAGCCAGAAUGCCGGAGGAUACUGGCUGGUGAUUGUGAGGGGAGGGGCCCUUGGGGAGAGGACCUUGAAGGUCCGGGGUCCCUCUCGCUCGGAAGAUGAGGUCAAGGCUGUGGAGUUGGUGAGCUUUUUGCGCCUGAAAAUGGCAAAGAGUAGAUAG